This is a messenger RNA of Diabrotica balteata, 2380 nucleotides long. NCBI's taxonomy places the organism in Eukaryota, Metazoa, Arthropoda, Insecta, Coleoptera, Chrysomelidae. The record is from the annotation of a GenBank genome assembly.
AAUUUGUUAAACAAGUCGUUUAAAAUGAUAGUUCGUUAUUAAAGAUAAAACAAUAACUAUCAAAAAACCAUUGAAAUGGAUCUGGUCACUCAAACAAGCCUAGAAGCAUUACUACUAAAAGCUACGAAUUCCAAAAACCUGAAUUUCGAUACAGUUGCUGUGGAUGCAUUUUGUACCUUGAUUAAUAAGGAAAAGGAUGGUCCUCACGUUGGCGUUAAAGUCAUCGCUGCUCGCCUACCUACAGGCGACGAAAAGGAAAUGUUACAGACACUGAAUGUUUUAGAUCAUUGCAUGUCCAAGUGCGGCGUAAACUUUCAAAACGAAGUAGGAAAAUUUAGGUUUUUAAACGAAUUGAUUAAAUUGGUUUCACCAAAGUAUUUAGGUUCUCAAACACCUUUAACUGUCAAACAAAAAAUCUUACAACUACUAUAUGUUUGGACAUUAGAUUAUCCCAAAGAAACUAAGAUUAUCGAAGCGUUUGAUAUGCUGAGAAAGCAAGGGGUUGUGAGGGAUAUUCCGAAUCCAAAUGUUCCUUCCUUAGAUGCUAGCAGUGUUCCAAAAAGAAAAGUGGCAAAUUCUGUAUUCCAAGAUGAGGAAAAAUCAAAAAUAUUACAGAAGUUAUUACAGAGCAAAGAUCCAGAGGACAUUCAAGCUGCAAAUUGGUUAAUAAAAAGUAUGGUUAAAGAAGACGACAAAAGAGCUGAGUUAAAAAGUAGAAGAGUUUCAGAACUAGAAUCUAUUCAAAAUAAUGUUAGACUCUUAAAUGAAAUGCUGGAUUCAUAUAAACCAGGAUAUUCUUCAAGUGGUGAACUAGAUCUUAUUAAAGAAUUGUAUCAAAACUGUGAACGUUUAAGGCCUUCAGUAAAUAAAUUAAUUUUAGAAACCCAUCACGAAGAAGGAAUGUUAGAUGACAUUUUAAAAACUAACGACGAACUAUCAACAACUUUUGAUAAAUAUAACAUACUGAUUGUUCAACAGAAACAUUUGCCAGAAAAGCCAGAUUCUGCUGAAUGUCUUCUUCAGUUUGAUAGCACCAGUUCCAAAGGGUCACUUAUUGAUGGCAAAAUUAAAAUGGCUCAAAAUUGUGAUAGUGAAAAAUCAAUUGAUGUCCUAUGUGAUAUUUUUACUGCAUCUGCUAUACCAGAUUCUGGAGAUGUUUUGCAGCCUGUCACUCUAGGAAAAUGUGAUACCACCGUUUUAGGUGAAAGCAGCAAAGAAAAGCCAAAACCUUCAGGCUUCGAUGAUCUUGAUGUUCUUGGAGAUCACUUACUAAGAGAAAAUUUACAAAGCUUAAGAACUAACACUGAAAAGGUGCCAAUGAACCUAUUAAACAAAAUAUCUGAAAUAAAACAAAACCAGCAAACAACUUCAAAUCUGCCAUCAAACAAUAUGGAAUCUUUAAACCUUGAUUUAAAUUACUUGCUGAAUACCAAAAAUGACACCAACUUAACCAGCAACGAACUGAAUAAAUGUAACGACACAUCUGACGAUUAUUUAGUUGACAUAACUGAUGAAACUAUGUUGGAAGUCGAUAAGAAUCCAGAUUCAGAUGCUAUACACACCUUAUCUGCCAUAUCAAAACUGGAAAAAGGCUCCAUCGAACAGAAUACGGUGUCGGAAAAAUUUGUUAAGCCUGAGGUGAAGCUGAAUGAUAUCUUCAUUGACUUGAAAAGUAUUAAACCUAGUGGGUUACCUCCGAUGGUGAUUCUGGAUGAGAAGAAUGGCAUAACUGUGACGUUGCACAUGGCCAGAGAUGAACCAAAGGACGGAGUUAACGUUUUUGUAAUUACAACUGUUAGUAAAAAUGAAGCGCCUUUGAGCAGUUACUUAUUCCAAGCUGUUGUUCCCAAGGGGUGCAAACUGAAGCUGCAACCUCCAUCAUCAACUGAUCUUCCCGCAUACAAUCCAUUUUUACCACCGUCAGCCAUUACUCAAAUAUUAUUAAUAGCGAACCCCGAAUCUCUGAUGAUCUCUUUAAAAUUUAUCGUAAGUUAUGUAAUGGACGACGAAACAACUACUGAAAUGGGCGAGGUGGAGAGGUUACCGAGACUUCACUAGGAUUUAUUUUGGAUAAAAUAGUGUCAGGGCUUUAAAGAAAAUGGGAAACACAACUGCAAGUUUUGCGUUGUUUCGCCACACAGUACUAUCAAUUUUCUAAACUUAAAAAUACUUUGGCCAUAGGAGUCUCUAAGGUCUUGUAGGACUGUAAAAAAUAAGGUAUUAUCUAAUUUUUUGGUGAUUAAUUCAGCAGAUGUUUUUAAUUUAAGUCAAUGUAUGUUUCGUUAAUUAAUAACCCGGAACAUGAGCUGUAUGCGGAAUUUAAACUUUUUUUGGUUAACUUUAACGAAGGUUCAAGUUGAAUAUAGCCGCAAGUGUCAAC